UUCCAUGGGCUUCCCUUCCCUUCUCGACUAUAUAAAUAGGCCCCCAGCGAUCCACAAGUUUCCACAAACACCAAAUCUUCUUAAUUCUCCUCAUCAAACAUCCAUCUAUCAUCUAUACACAUAGAUCGGCUGAUUGGCAUUAUAUAUAUAUAUAAUUAAGAUCGAAUGGAGGUGGUGGAGAGACUGGUCGAAGACAAGGCGGUGGUGAUAUUCAGCAAGAGCACGUGCGGGAUGAGCCACGCCGUGAAGACACUGAUAUCCAGCUUCGGAGCUAAUCCGACCGUGUACGAGGUCGACGAGCUGCCGGAGGGCCACCAGCUGGAGAAGGCGCUUCUCUCCCAGAGGAAGGUCAGCAGCUUCCCCGUCGUCUACAUCGGCCAGCAGUUGGUCGGCGGUGAGGCCGAGCUCAUGUCCCUUCACGUCAAGGCUCAGCUCGUCCCUCUCCUCAAGAACGCCGGAGCCAUCUGGAUUUAAUAUACAUAUAUAUAAUCAUCUCCAUCUCUACUAUAUAUAUAUAUAUAUAUUAAUCAAUUAAUUAAUAUUUGCAUCUUAGAAUAAUCAUCAAUAAAUAAUAUAUUGAGAUAUAUAUAUUUGAUCAAAUCACGUUGUUGAUGAAUAGGAUCAUACAUACAUACAUAUAUAUA
Andrographis paniculata is the source of this 644-nucleotide messenger RNA. Its product is annotated as monothiol glutaredoxin-S1-like. The record is from RefSeq and is a predicted model, not a curated record. Lineage: Eukaryota; Viridiplantae; Streptophyta; Magnoliopsida; Lamiales; Acanthaceae. The transcript has a single exon. Bases 166 to 474 code for a protein of 102 amino acids.